CACAUCAGCUGGGCGGCAGUCAGGCCUCCCUCUCCUCAGCUUAACGAGAAGCGCGUGGCUGGCCAUGCCCUGCACAGCACACCGUCCACACACGGCCCUGUGCUGUCUUCUCCCCUCCCGUGCCAGCCCAGCAGCCACCGCUCGGAGGUGCUGCGCUUCUGCCCGAUGGGAGUAAUUUCUGGAAAGAGCGGGGCCCUGGGGGGGGGGAAUGGGAGCGCUACCCUGGCACGGCGAGGGGAACGACCUGGCACAGGGCAGCGAGGUGGCGGAGGUGUGCCGAGGUUCUAGUCCACCCAGGGGGGGAAAGACACUCUGCGUAUCCUCCGAGGCGCUCUCCUUUUGCUGACGCGAAUGAAGGCUCCCUCUUCCUUCAGCGAGGCGCCCCGGCUGAGCCUUGACCCAAGCAAACCGCUGUCGGAGGGGCUGCGGCUCCGCGCACUCCCCUGCCUGCCUUUCCCCCUCCUGCCGUGCCCUCCGGGGCGGGGGGGGGGUGAGAAGAAACGCUCUCGCCUCCUGGGCCUGUUCCUUUAAGGACCUCCCCUCUCCCCGCCUCGCCAAGGACGGUCCCUCCGCCGUUGCCUUCGCUGCAGCUCGCCCGGGCUCUGCUUCCUCGAAGCGGCAGCCCGUCGGCAGAGACGGGAAAGUUUAUGCCGGGCAGGUCCUCCCACCUCGGGGGCCAGCGAAUGAGGGGCUCCUUCCCUCCGCCCCCUGGAGACCGUCUGCGGCCGCGCGGGCUCCCCGGGACACGAUCCUCCGUAGCGCUCGGCGAGAAGCGGAGGAAGGGCGCGCAAGUGGGCGCAUGGCGCUGGUGACGGUCUGUCGCUCCCCCUCCGGGAGUGGCCACUCGACCCCCACCGGCUGCAAGGACGAAGAUGUUUCUUCACGGAGAAGACAGCUGCAGCGACGGCACAGCUUCGUCAUGGUCAAAGGAGCUGCUUUGCUCUUGCAAGAAGAAGAAAAGCUAGAGUCUGUGCAGGAGGGUCCAGCAGCUUCCAUCGACCAGGAGCCGAAGGCAGAGGAUGCUCCAGCCGGACAGCAGGAAGUGCAUUUACAGCAGAUGGUUGGGCUCUUGCGGCCAGAAGACACAAUCCGGCUGGCUGUGAGGCUAGAGUCGGCUCGACCUCACAGAAUCCGGUACCUGUUGGUUGUGUCUGCAGAAAAAGUGGAGAGAAAGAAUGAGACGGUGUUGCUGGGAGUGGACUUCCUAGAAGAAGGUAUGGCUCGAUGCACCCUGGGAAUGGUGCUACCCCUCUGGAGUGAUACCCAGGUCUUUCUGGAUGGCGAUGGGGGCUUCAGUGUUACAUCCGGGGGACAAACCCGUAUCUUUAAGCCCAUCUCGGUCCAGACCAUGUGGUCGGCACUGCAAGUGCUACACAAGGCCUGUAGCGAAGCCGUCUGCAACAAUCAUUUCCCAGGAGGCAGUGCUUUGAACUGGACAGAGUGGUAUCAGAAGGCGGUGAACUCCGAGCAGAGCUGCAUUCAUGAAUGGCUAGCCAUGUCCGACUUGGAGUCUGUGCGCCCCAGUUCUCCUGCAGCCUUCUCUGACCAGCGAACAGCUCAGGAGAUGACAGAGCGAAUGAUCCGGGCCAAGCUGCGUGAGGUGAUGGCCACCACCGACCUGGAGAACAUCACCUCCAAGGAGAUCCGUGCAGAACUGGAGCGGCGAGCUGGCUGUAGCCUGAAAGACUACAAGGAGUUUAUUGACAAUGAAAUGCUGCUCAUUAUGGCUCAGAUGGAUCGGCCCUCCAGGAUCUUUGACUACCUCUUCCUGGGCUCUGAGUGGAAUGCAGCCAACCUUGAGGAACUCCAAAAGAACAGAGUCACCCACAUACUUAAUGUGACCCGUGAGAUUGACAACUUCUUCCCAGACCAGUUCACUUACAUGAAUGUGCGGCUGUAUGACGAGGAGACCUCCCAACUGCUACCACACUGGACAGACACCUACAGCUUCAUUUCAGAUGCCCGGACACGAGAUUGUCGAGUGCUGGUUCACUGCAAGAUGGGUGUGAGCCGCUCAGGCUCCACGGUGAUUGCCUAUGCCAUGAAGGAGUAUGGCUGGUCACUGGAACAGGCCCUUGGCUAUGUGCAGGAGCGGCGCCCGAUCGUCCACCCCAAUCCGGGCUUCAUGAGACAGCUAGAGUUUUACGAGGGCAUUCUGGAUGCCAGCAGGAACAGUAGCCUGUGGGAACAGAAGGUUGGAGAUACCCACUCAGAAGGCUCUCCGGAUAUAAGUGAUGCCAGCAGUGAUCUUUCAGGAAGCCCAGAUUAUGAGACUCUCAGCUCAGAAGAAGACUCUGUGGAGCCAGUGACAACCCCCCAGUAUUGCUUUCGACCUUUGAGGGAACCGCCUGAAGAACCCAGCCACCCUCUUGACAUCCCUCAAGGCCCCCAACUUGGCCUUCAGGCAACAGAGGAACCUGGGGCAUCAGAUGACUCAGGAGCUGAAGAAGUGCGAAGACAUUUGGCUACCAUGAGAGUACCUGAGAAACCAGCCACACUUCGACGGGAGCGCAUUAAUCUCUAUGCUGUCAUGCGCAGCAUCAGUGAGAUGGAUAGCCCAGAACUCAUCCCUGUGCCAGUAGAGAGUGCCACUGAGGAAGAGGUAUUUCUUCAUGCUGAGAAGAAGACCCCUGUGAACUCUGAACUAUCUUCUCAAAAUGAGGAGAAUUUAAGUUCAGCAACUGACUCUACAGCUAAGAGGUCCUUGCCAAGGGUAGAGCAGGCACAUGGUCGCAGGCCUAGGCAAUGUGGGCGUAGGGCUUCUCGGGGCCAUUCCCAGCCCUGCAAGCAGCUCUCAUAUCACCCAGCAUCAGGUAGGGUGCGGAAAGUUGUCCGGCACAUGGAGGGUCCUGUCCCAUAUGCCCGGAAGCCUGCUUUGCAGCACCGCCUCUCUGUGGCUCAGUUGGCAGAUGCUGCUCUAGUGGUGAGUCGGACCAAAGAGUUUGAAGGACAGACAGAUCCUGAAAGUCCUCAAAAGCUUCCAUCGCCGCCUUCAAAAAAUUCCCAACCUGGAGAAAACACUGCCCUCUGUUCCGUGCCUUCCUCCCGGACUCGGCGGAUGGUACGUCAGGCCAGUGUUGACAUGGACCCCAGCUUAGGAUGAACAGUCACUGCCUUUCUCCUCUUCAAUGUCAUUCAGUGGAGCAAUUCAUGCAGCACAAAGGCUAAACAGAGGUGUUUUCCUUUAUACUGGAGUCUUCCUCCUGCAUAAGCAUUAAUGGCAUUUAGCCAUCAUGAACACUAUCGGAGGGGAGCACAGGGCACAGGAAGAGAAGAAAAAUGCGUCAGUAGACAGAAAUAUUUUACAUGUUCAUCUCCACCCCUUUCCUUGAGGAGCAAAACCAGCAUUUUUAUGGGGCACUCCUUCCGUCCACUUGUCUUAGACCUCUUAAUAACCUCUGAACCUGUACAGCUUUGGAUUCUACAUCCUGCAGACCAGUUCUGCUCACGUCUUUAGCUUGUAUUGGAUGCCACAGGGCUUUUGGACAUGGGACCAGGGCAAGAGCUCACACUGUGAUUGAGAAGGAGCAAUUGGCCCCUUCUUAUUUUUGCACACAGAUACACUCAUUGUGUCAUUGCCAGCUUCGCUCUGCCUGAAAAUAAAGAGUUUUCUCACUUUUCCA
This is a messenger RNA of Pogona vitticeps (central bearded dragon), 3623 nucleotides long. RefSeq names its product slingshot protein phosphatase 3 (gene SSH3). Gene Ontology annotation, molecular function: phosphatase activity; actin binding. The record is from RefSeq and is a predicted model, not a curated record. Gene Ontology annotation, biological process: negative regulation of actin filament polymerization; protein dephosphorylation. NCBI's taxonomy places the organism in Eukaryota, Metazoa, Chordata, Lepidosauria, Squamata, Agamidae.